Messenger RNA from Rhizophagus irregularis DAOM 181602=DAOM 197198, 249 nucleotides. RefSeq lists its product as uncharacterized. Lineage: Eukaryota; Fungi; Glomeromycota; Glomeromycetes; Glomerales; Glomeraceae. The record is from RefSeq and is a predicted model, not a curated record.
AUGACUUCCCGCAACUCAAAUCCAAGCAAUUCGAGCAAUUCGAGCAAUUCAAGAAAUCCAAGAAAUCCAAGAAAUCCGAGAAGACCAAGCAAUCCAAGCAAUCCAAGCAAUCUUACCCGACAACUACGUGCGGAAAAUGCGGCAAAUUCCGCAGCAGAAAAAAUUAAAAAGAAGCAGGAUUAUUAUAAAGAUACUCAAUUUCACAUGGAGCUAAGCACCCAGCCUCCGAGUAAUCCGAGUAAUAGGUAG